AGCCAGGCGGGGCUGCGUGGCCCGGCCGCUUCCUGGUCACCUGAAGAGGAGGCAGGAGCUUAGUGAGGGGGUGGUGGGGUGUUUGGUGGCUCCGGUUUUGGCUGCCGCCAUGGCCUCGCUCUUCAAGAAGAAGACUGUGGACGAUAUAAUAAAGGAGCAAAAUCGAGAGUUAAGAGGUACACAGAGGACUAUAACUAGAGAUAGAGCAGCACUUGAAAAACAGGAAAAGCAACUGGAACUGGAAAUAAAGAAAAUGGCCAAGACUGGUAACAAAGAAGCCUGCAAAGUGCUGGCAAAACAGCUUGUGCAACUGCGGAAGCAAAAAAAUCGAACGUACGCUGUUAGCUCUAAAGUCACAUCCAUGUCGACUCAAACAAAGGUCAUGAACUCUCAGAUGAAGAUGGCGGGAGCUAUGUCAACUACAGCAAAAACAAUGCAAGCAGUUAAUAAGAAAAUGGAUCCACAAAAGACUUUACAAACUAUGCAGAACUUCCAGAAGGAAAACAUGAAGAUGGAAAUGACUGAAGAAAUGAUUAAUGAUACUCUGGAUGAUAUUUUUGAUGCUUCUGAUGAAGAAGAAGAAAGCCAAGAUAUUGUUAACCAAGUCCUUGAUGAGAUAGGAAUUGAAAUCUCUGGAAAGAUGGCCAAAGCUCCAUCAGCUGCCAGAGGCUUACCAUCUGCAUCAACAUCAAAAUCCACUACCAUAUCAGAUGAAGAGAUUGAACGACAGCUCAAAGCUUUGGGAGUUGAUUAGCUUGGUAGCAAUAUACAGUCUGCCUUCUAAUUACUCAGCUGCAGACAGAUGUAAAAAGUGCAAAUACUCCUUCAAUGCUACUGAUGUCUAGGAAAACUCUGAAGCUUCAGAAAUGACAACUUGAAGUUGGUACUGGGGAAGAAGAAGGGGAGAAUACUGUGAAUCAGUUUACAGGGAGAAGUACACUUGAUGUGCCCGUUGCCUGGAGUCUUUUUGAGCACUGGACCAACCAGAGAUGUAAUUCUAUUGAUGAAUUCAAUUAUACUCGAUCUGAACCUGUCCUCUGAAUUCGAAGUUUUCUUCUAACUCAGUUCCUGAUAUAUAUUUUGAAUUAGCUAUUCUGUGGCUGGUGGUGAUGCCUCCUAGGACAGCAUCUAUACAAUAUAUAUAAUUUUAAUUAAAAUAUUGCUGUAGAAAAAGUCUGUUAUCUUAGCACAGGUGAAACUUCACCUUUGCUCUUAGUUGGGAACUAUUUUCUUUUGAUAGGAGACUUAAAAGUCUAGCAAAUGUUGGCAGAAAGAAGCAUUUUAUGUAUUUCUUUCAAGUUCCUGUAGUAACUUUGAGUUGAUUAAAUUAUAGCUGGUCAUUCUUUUUACUGAAAGGAAAGGAUACACUCCUUGUGCAGUUAAUUUUACUGGAAGAAGAUCUAAAUUUGUUAGUGAACUUUGCAUGAAAGGCACUGAUUGAACGCUAUUGUACUGUAACAUAGCUGGCAUUAACAGAAUUGCUGUGCCUUUAUGUAUAUAAAUCUUGGACCUUUGUGAUUUUUUUUUUUUGCUUUUUCCAGAUUGAGUCUUUGAAACUUUUAAUUAAAAUGGUUUCACCAAACACUAGGGUGAGACCUGUGUACACUUGAUGGGACUCAGUGCAGAAGUUAGAAAUGCACUUGUUGAGGAAUGCACUUGCCUACUUGCAAAAAGGCCAUUUGCCCAAAAAAACAUUUGUAUAUAUUUUGCAGUAUCUCUUAAUGGGAAAUAACUGUGCUUAAUUGUAUUAUUUACUAAGAUGGAAUUGAUCACAUUGAUAAGCUAAAUCUAAGUUUUAGUUUUGAGAACAAUUUUGAAUGAUACCUGGUAAUUACUUGUCUAAACACUAUAGUAAAAGGAUUCUGAUUCUGUGAAGGUUUUUCUAUGGUCUCUGAACUGCAUCAGCGUGAUUUCAGCUUUAAGUAGAAGGCAUUGGGCUAAUGAAAUAAGAACUGUUGAUAUUUUAAAUAGAUUACAAAGUCUGAGAAAGCAGUUCCAAGUUUUGACUGGUGGUGUGAAGUCCCAUAGCCCUUACCGGCAGGAGAUGGUUUGCCCCUCGAGUUGUGCUGAUGUAGUAGAGCUGUUCAUUGAACAGAAACAAGAAAAUCAUAUUGGCUUUAAAGAGAGACAAGCAAAAUAACUCCCUGAAGUUAAACCAGGAUUAACUGUGGAGGCCACAAAUUUCGUACAGAGGCUUUGCUGCUAGAGAAAGGAAACUGUAACCUCUAUGAGUCUACUGUUGUUGCACCAUCUGCUCUUUGGGAUUGAAGUCAGCAGAGAAAGAAUAAUCAUAGGUGAUCCUUCAUCUAUUUUUUGCCAUAGAAAUGCAGGUGUUCUUCCUCUUUGAAGGAAGUGAUGGACAAACUAUGAAUCAGUGAGGUAGUGGGUAGGAAUGUGUAAGUUUAUAUAUUGCAUAUAUCUGCUAUGAAGUGAAUUUUUUUUUUACAAGUUAUUUUGUAAGAAUCUAAUAAAAGGCUUUUUAUUCCACAA
Molecule: messenger RNA, 2490 nt
Organism: Colius striatus (speckled mousebird)
Lineage: Eukaryota; Metazoa; Chordata; Aves; Coliiformes; Coliidae
Gene: CHMP2B
Product: charged multivesicular body protein 2B
Exons: 6
Coding region: 110-754 (214 amino acids)
Biological process (GO): protein transport; endosome transport via multivesicular body sorting pathway; late endosome to vacuole transport
Cellular component (GO): multivesicular body; ESCRT III complex
Source: RefSeq, a predicted model, not a curated record